UAUUAUUGUCAAAAGUGCGUAAACGUAAAAGGAAAGUUAGGUCUAUGUGGAUGUGUGAUUAUUUGAAAAGGAGUAAUAAUGGUAUUUUGAACAAUUUGGAACUGAAUGAAAGUUUUCUAUUCAAAAAUUUUACCAGAAUGAGUAGAGAAAACUUUUAUAACCUUUUAGAAUUAGUCAGAGCAAAAAUAGAGAAGAAAAAUACUACCUUCAGAGAAGCUGUUCCUCCUGAGAUCAGACUAGCGAUAUGUCUGAGAUAUUUAGCAACAGGUGACUCAUUUGCAUCUUUGAUGUACCUGUUCAAAGUAUCUAAGCCAUUGAUUUCGUCGAUGAUGCCAGGGGUCUUAAAGGCAAUAAUUGAAGCACUCCAAGAUUUUUUCAAGCUCCCUGCGAACGAGGACGAAUGGAAAUUAGUUUCCCAUGAUUUUAAUGAAGUUUGGAAUUAUCCACAUUGCAUUGGGGCCUUGGAUGGCAAACAUGUCCAAAUACAACGUCCGGAAAAUACUGUUGCUGAGUAUUACAAUUCAACAAUUGUCUUCCCCAAUUUCAACUUCUUCGGUGAUCGUAUCCUCUAAGGAGUCCUUCGUCGUUCUUGGAGUGAUUGAGUCUCCGAGAAAUAACAAGUGCUUGUAGGCAAACCAGGAACUUUGAUAUACGUCAUCAGCACUGGAACCACUUUUUCUUUGCGACAUUUUCUGUUGUUCUUUUGAAAAAUAUGAACGAAGGUUUUUAAUUUUGGAUUUAACACCUUUUUCACUCAUUUUUUACUUCUCACCUAGUGCAUGGUAAGCGUCAUUGCGUUUGUUUUUAUUGGUGUAACACUUGUCCUUUAUGUCCCACAAUACACUAUAGUGUCUGUAGUCUUCUAUAAAAUCAACAGUUUGUUUAUCUGAAGACAUCCUGUAAUAUAUAAACAAAACUAACAAAUAACAACUGUAAUAAUAAAUAUAUGCAGCACGGUUUGACGCACGAAUAUCCAAAAUUAUGGAACUGCUUGCUUUGCAGCACGCGAUUCAGAAAGAAGACUGUUUUCCCGGAAAACAAGCACUCUUCUCCGCAUGCGUCACGUGCGCUAGCGCAUGCGCUGUGCAGCAUGCCUCAAACGCACGCAAAAUCGCACAAGUGU
Messenger RNA from Homalodisca vitripennis (glassy-winged sharpshooter), 1123 nucleotides. RefSeq lists its product as uncharacterized. Bases 45 to 572 code for a protein of 175 amino acids. The record is from RefSeq and is a predicted model, not a curated record. The transcript has 2 exons. Lineage: Eukaryota; Metazoa; Arthropoda; Insecta; Hemiptera; Cicadellidae.